UCUAAAAAAUAAUAUAUUUAAUAUGUAGAAUACUGUGAAAUAUGAACCGUUUUAAAGACUUUGUGACAUAUAUUAAAUUAAUAUAUUAUAAUUCUACGAAUAAAAAAUAUUACUAUGUAACAAUCUAACAAGAAUUAUUAUUAUAUUUCUAAAUAUUAUAUAAAUCACAUCAAAUUACAUCACAUUUAAAUUCAAAACGUAAGUGCCGAUAAUACACAAGUUUUAUAUACAUUUUAAUUUUUAUUUUGAACAAAUGUUUAUCUUAACUAAAAUUAUUCAGAUAUCUGACUGUAUGCAUGCAUAUGCAUGUUUAAUUCACAGAUUUAUCUCUGGAGAAUAUCGACAAAACGAAACAAGCGCGCCCGAGGCGCAGUUUAUCUGUCAACGCGGUUUCCCGCGAGACAAGCGCGAAUCGCGAGUUGUGUCUGUCCGUCAAAAACUUUUAUCCUCAACAGACCCAACCUGUCCCGUUCCAACCGCAAUCCUCCGAAAAAUCCCCCGGAACAUCAAUUUUAGCGGCACUCGAGGCAGCGAAAGAUCCAGUCGAAAUGUCCUGAAAGCCACAACUGCCAACUAUGCAGCCGUCAUGAGAAUGAUCAAGGACAAUCUAUUGAAAUGGACUUGUGAGAGACACGCUACCGAUUGCCCCCUCGAUAGGCAUCUCCUACGUGACAAAGCUCUUGAAUUGGUCGACGAACACGGACUGACCGACUUUAAGUGUUCCGAGCAAUGGCUGACGUCUUUCCUGAAGAAGUUUAGCGUCUUACUGAACCCGGAAGAAUCCAUCGCGCCGAUCUUCAACAACUACCGGCAUUGGAUUGACAUGAUGCGAUCCAUUAUCACUCAGUACAAGCACGAGGAUCUUUUUCACAUGGACGAGUUGACGAUGUACACGGACGUUUCGCCUACCGGGAUAUCGGUGUCGACAACACGGCAGGAGCCCGAUACGAGCCUGAAUAAGAUGACGGUACUGUUGUGCUGCAACGCCUCUGGCACCGAGAAGCUGCCACUAUUGAUCUGCGGCUCUUAUCUCGCUGAGAUAAUGGACAAGGAUCACGUGUAUAGUCACAGUAAGGACGCUUCGAUAAACGACGAUCUCUUCAGGGAAUGGUUGACCCAAUUGAACUAUCGUAUGACGAGUUACGAUCGCCGGAUCCUGCUGCUGGUGCACAGGAAUCGUAUCGACGCUUUGCGAAAUCUUGAGCUAAGCCACGUCAGACAUGUCUUUUUUCCCGAGGACUUCUCGCCUAUGAAAAGAGACGUUUCCCAUUUCAUCAAGAUGGCCUACAGAAGCAAGUAUGUUCACGAGGAGAUCGCUGGAGCAAUUCGCCUGGAGGAACUAUCGGAAAUAUUUCGUCGUAGGUAUGUGGAAGGAAUCAGAGAACGCAGACGCCGAUGGAACGUCGAGAACGCAGUGAGAAGCUUGGUGGCAGCGUGGUGGGAAGUUCCACGCGAACUUAUUAUCGCCAGUUUUCAGCAAACGGGUUUUCGAAGAGACGAUUGCUUCCUGAAAAUCCGUCACGAUACAUGGAAGAAUCUGGAGACAGGAGUAUCUCUCGGGAAGUUCGUCACGUUUGACGAUCACCUCUCGGCCGAUACAUCGCAUAAAGAGCGCGCAUCUAUCGGCAAACGUCCUAGCUAUAAUUUUAGGAUCAGAAAAGUCGUUAGAUUCAGUGAUCAACUGAAUUUCACGAUCUAUUCGAAGGGAAGGAGCCCGAUUGUUGAUCCCGCGCAAGCGAAUGGGAAUUUGAGAAAGAUCUAUGUGGAAAAGGACGUCAACUGGAGGGGAAAGAAUCCGCUGAAAAGAUCGCAUGAUGAGGCUCGAUUAGACGAAGACCUUUACGAAGAGGCUAAACCGAGCGAUGAAGCAACGUCGGCGAGGCCCCCGAAGGUCAUCAACAUUCAGACGUUCAAAAGUAUAGCUCGGGGCUCUAAAUCCGGUGACGAGUGUUCGACGACGCAAGCGAGCGUGAACGUAUCGAGGACAGAUGCGGGAUACGAUCGUGAGCGCGAUAAAACAAUCGACAAUGAGGAGAGCUGUAAAAAUAGUCGAGUAUUGAGCAACGAGCCAUCGAUCGGAUUUCCGGAGGUUGUCGGCAACGCGUACGACGGCGAUAUCACGUCGCAACAAGUGUUCGACAAUACGUCUGCCGUAAAUUCGGACACAGAGGAGACGACGAACGCGAGGGUGAUUUCCCGCGCCACCCCGAAAGACGAGAUCGAGUCGGCCGAUCUGGACGGAAACGUCGGGUGUUUUCCCCGGAAGUGGCUGAAAAGACGUCUCACCGAGAAAUCUGGAAAUAAUUCUAAUAACGAUGAACCGAAACAGAAAAGAUCAAGAACCGAUUCGAUAAAGCGGUGUGAAAUGGCAUUCGUCUGCGGCCCGUCUGACUUAGCGCGAACUGUAACUACUGUUUUCGCCGACGCGCUCAGUGAUAAUAGCGUACCGCGACUAAGGCGCUCAUGCGAAACGGAGAGGAGUAUCUUCACUAUAAGGAGCCCAGGAGGGAUUAGAGACAAAUUUAACAGCAGCUUACAAGAGAGACGAUGGAUCUUGGGGGAAUCUAAAAUCGACGAAGGAUUGUGUGCACUCAGCUAUCGAAUUGUAUAUACACAUUAAACAAAAAUUAAAUGCUGUAAACCUUCUAUAUAAUAUUUCUCAUUGAAACGCACUCAUGUAGGCAAUGAUAACUUAUUAUUUGUGAUCAACAAUGGACCAAUUAAUCAUAAUAAUCACGUAAUAAAUGCUUAAACAAAA
Monomorium pharaonis (pharaoh ant) is the source of this 2758-nucleotide messenger RNA. RefSeq lists its product as uncharacterized. Gene Ontology annotation, molecular function: DNA binding. NCBI's taxonomy places the organism in Eukaryota, Metazoa, Arthropoda, Insecta, Hymenoptera, Formicidae. The record is from RefSeq and is a predicted model, not a curated record. Gene Ontology annotation, cellular component: nucleus.